AAGUUCUCCUAGGAUAACAGCAUCAACGGCCACUUUACCUAUCUGCCCCUCCUCGUUAAUAUUCUAAUAAUGUGAAACUUGAAAAACUUAUACAUAACAACUUAUUAUUUUCUCCCAGGUUAGUCAAUUCUAGUAAUUAAGUUUAACUACCUAAGUUCAAUUGGUUCCCCUACUGCCGUCCUUGUAUAUAUUUAACUUCCAUGUUGCGUCGUCUGCGAUCCGAAUAUAAACUGACUCAAUUCCUUAUUCAAUUUUAGUCACUCUCUCCUUUGGAAGUUUUCCCCAAAGCUUCGUCGCCGACAGCUUGCUCUCCGUCGCGAUACCACGGCUUUACAGGCCGUGGAAGUAUCAAUUCGAAUUAAGGACUUAGUCGUUCGCUUUUUCGACUCCAAACCAUGCUGUCGGUACGAGCAGUACGAGCAGCCGUAAGGGCUGGCUCUCGCCGUGUUUCUCCCCGGGUCACUCGUUUGACUCCUGCAGUCGCCACCAGCCUUCCCUUACGAACUUCGCAAGCUGCUUACUCUUCCGCACGAUCGAACGACUCGACUACCCGAGCUGCCGUCAUCCAGGUGCUAAACAACGUCGGAUCUAAGCGAGAGGUCAAGCAGUAUCUUUCCCACUUCUCUUCCGUCUCCUCUCAGCAAUUUGCUGUGAUCAAGGUCGGAGGUGCUAUAUUGACCGACUACCUGGAUGAACUCUGCUCCUCGCUCGCCUUCUUAUACCAUGUUGGACUUUUCCCCAUCAUUGUUCACGGUGCUGGCCCGCAGCUCAACAAGCUCCUAGAGGAAGCCGGUGUUGAACCAGAGUUCGAGGAAGGAAUUCGCAUCACUGACGGAAAAACUUUGGGAAUCGCGAGACGACUUUUCCUGGCUGAAAACUUGAAGCUUGUCCAACGUCUAGAGGAAAUGGGCGUCCGCGCUCGACCCAUUACUUCUAGCGUCUUCACCGCCGACUACCUCAACAAAGACAAGUGGAAGUUCGUAGGGAAGAUUACAGAAGUUAACAAGGAGCCAAUCCAGACUGCUAUUGAAAACGGCUAUCUGCCUAUUCUCACUUCCAUGGCGGAGACCAGGGAGGGUCAGGUAUUAAACGUCAACGCCGAUGUCGCAGCGGGAGAGCUGGCUCGGGAACUCGAACCGCUAAAGGUUGUUUACCUUAGCGAGAAGGGUGGAUUGUUCGACGGCAACGUGCAGAAGAUCUCCGCUAUCAACCUUGACGAGGAAUAUGAUCACAUCAUGGCACAGCCUUGGUGCAAGUUUGGUACCCGAUUAAAAAUUCGCGAGAUCAAGGAACUUCUAGACACCCUUCCACGCUCGUCUAGCGUUGCUAUCAUACAUCCUGCCGACCUACAGAAGGAGCUAUUCACAGAUUCCGGAGCCGGUACGCUCAUUCGCCGAGGCGAUAAGUUGAUGACCGCGGAGAGUGUCGCCGAUUUCAGUGAUCUCGAAAAGCUGAAGGACGUCCUUAUCCGGGAUCGCGAAGUUCGCGAUGCUAGGGCCACAGUAGAUCGUUACCUGGAAUUUCUGAACGGCCGAAAAUUCAAGGCUUAUUUCGAUGAACCCAUGAAAGCUCUUGCUGUUGUCCUCGACCCCGCUACGGACCAAUCGUAUUCAACCUUAGCUACCUUGACGAUAACUAAGUCAGGCUGGCUAACCAACGUAGCCGACAACCUCUUUGCUGCCAUUAAGAAGGAAUACCCUAGCUUAGUCUGGACUGUCAAGGCCGAUGACGAGAAUCUCACAUGGUUCUUCGGCAAGGCUGACGGAAGUAUCGUCAGGGGUAACGAUGUCAUGUUCUGGUAUGGUAUCGAGCCUGGAGAGGAAUUGAACAAGCUCAUGCGCGAAUUUUCCCUCCACGGCCGGGCGAUGCUUGGUGAUUCUAACCUAGAGUCGAGGCUACACCGGGCAGCCCAGAUUGCCUCUGAGAAUCUGCGAGCACACUUCGCCUCUGGGUCAGCGGCUAAUCAAGUACGGGGCUACUCUACUCUUGCCCGCCGUCCCAUUUUAGGGGCUACACCAAUGAGCGCUUUCUCACGCGGGUCACGCAGAGGCUUUGCGACAGAGACUAAUCCCAACCCCCCGUACGGCAAGAAGCACGCAUCGAACACGCAACCCUCCAGGGUCGCACUAAUUGGUGCCCGAGGAUAUACAGGCCAAAAUCUGAUCAGCCUUAUCAAUACGCAUCCUAACUUCGAACUUCGUCACGUGUCAUCGCGAGAACUAGCAGGUCAGAAGUUGGAAGGCUAUACGAAAAAGGACAUCAUCUACGAAAAUCUGAGCUUCGACGACGUAUACGAAAUGGAGAAGAAGGGCAAGAUAGACGUGUGGGUGAUGGCAUUGCCGAACGGCGUUUGCAAGCCUUUUGUCGACGCUAUCAAUAAGGCCAAAGAAUCUAACCCCAGGGAAGACAACAGCAUAAUUGUUGAUCUCUCUGCUGAUUACCGAUUUGACAAAUCGUGGACGUAUGGUCUUCCCGAGCUAGUCAAGCGAUCAGCAAUCGCUCAGGCAACGCACAUUGCAAACCCCGGUUGCUACGCUACGGCAGCUCAACUCGGUAUCGCGCCUCUCGUGGAGCAUCUUGGUGGUCAGCCUACCGUCUUUGGAGUUUCCGGAUAUUCAGGAGCAGGCACCAAGCCUUCGGCAAAGAACAAUAUAGAGCUACUGACCGACAAUAUUAUUCCCUACAGCCUAACGGAUCAUAUACACGAAAAGGAGAUCAGUAGCCAGCUCGGCGUCGAUGUAGGAUUCAUCCCUCACGUCGCAGUGUGGUUCCAGGGCAUUCACCACACUAUCAACAUUCCCCUGAACAAGACAAUGACUUCGCGGGAUAUUAGGCAGAUGUACCAGGAUAGGUACGCGGGUGAGAAAUUAGUCAAGGUGGUAGGAGAGGCACCGUUGGUAAAGGCCAUCAGCGGCAAGCACGGCGUCGAGAUCGGCGGAUUCGCGGUUCACAGUUCUGGGAAGCGAGCGGUUAUCUGCGUGACAAUCGACAAUCUUCUCAAGGGAGCUGCAACACAAUGUUUGCAAAACAUGAACCUGGCUCGUGGAUAUGCGGAGUUUGAAGGUAUACCUCUAAUGGACUAGAAGGGGUUCUCUGGUGAAAGUAGGUUCUGGGAUUGAACGCUUGGCAAUGCAAAACUUGUAUAUAUAUCUAUGCCGUAUGAAGCGUUUAGAAAAGAUGUUUAUUAGCUUGAUCUAGCUUGAUCUGUAAACCACCGUAGAUCGGAAGUCAAUAUAUGAUCAUAUCCGGUAAAGAGAGUACGACAAUUUAUAGUUACCAGAUAUAAGAGACAAUUGUAUUCCCCCAUCAACCAGAAUCUGACGUUCGAAAAUCAGACGUUAAAUGUUAAAUCCGGAAACAUGUAACUCGGCUUCUGUGAAGAGCAAACGGCAGACUCCGUUAGAAGAACGCCGUUUGAAAGAGCUCACCAAAAAAAGGGGGGAGUCAGACACCGAAUCUUAGGCCAAUGGUCUAGCGGGAUGGAUUUUAGCGCA
Messenger RNA from Daldinia caldariorum, 3494 nucleotides. RefSeq names its product Aspartate/glutamate/uridylate kinase. The record is from RefSeq and is a predicted model, not a curated record. Lineage: Eukaryota; Fungi; Ascomycota; Sordariomycetes; Xylariales; Hypoxylaceae. Gene Ontology annotation, cellular component: cytoplasm; mitochondrial matrix; mitochondrion. The transcript is spliced from 2 exons. Gene Ontology annotation, molecular function: N-acetyl-gamma-glutamyl-phosphate reductase (NADP+) activity; NAD binding; NADP+ binding. Gene Ontology annotation, biological process: L-arginine biosynthetic process. The coding region runs from base 396 to 3083 and encodes 895 amino acids.